This is a messenger RNA of Porites evermanni, 537 nucleotides long. The record is from the annotation of a GenBank genome assembly. Lineage: Eukaryota; Metazoa; Cnidaria; Anthozoa; Scleractinia; Poritidae.
AUGGCAAAUAAUCGUGGCACAAUGUUUUCCAGACGCAAUCCUCCGCCUGCUAACAACCAAGAGUUAAUGGCACCUUGGUUCAAACAUCGCUUCCUGGUGUAUCUUCAACGAAUUCAGCAGGGAGGUGCUCCAAUUGGUGGUUUAUGUUCCUGUACACUGGGAAUUCAAGAAAAUGUUUACACGCAGUUACCACCGGCUCAACAAGCCCAAGUAGCCGAAAUAUUUCGCGCUGCUGAAGGAGCUUGGGCUGGAAAUGGUCCACAAGGUGGAUUUGCCGCGCCUCAGACAGGAGGCGGUGGAAGGCCUGUCUUUCCAGUUUUCUUGGCUGAAACACCCCACCAAGGCGACCGUAUCAUCAAAGUAUUUGCUUGGAGUGAUACACGCGGUACGUAUUGUUUGUCUACAGGUGGAAAUAGGCGUUUAGUUGCUAAGCCAUAUGCUACUGCACAGUUCUACUCUGGGCAUACACCGGAUAACCAGGGAGUUGAAAUGUGGCCAAUCUUUCUAGUUUUCGCUGACAUUGCCGACGCUCAUUAA